GAACACGUGAACAUAAGUUUGAACCGUUGCGCGCCGAACUUUUCUUUGGUGGAGUGAAAUGUGUAACUGCCUGGAUUCUAUAUGAAGCGUGCAGCUCUACCUGCUGGGAAUCUAUAUAAACAUCAUCGGUAGCAAGAAAAUAUGUUAAUCUCUAUCUAAACUGUCUUUCAUCUGUGCGAAUAACCGCAAUCAGUGUAAAGGGCUAUUAACAAUGGAGAAAAACAAAAUCACAGAUCGUCCAACGGUUAGCCAUCAUCCAGCGUCAGCAUCGAAAAAAAUUCGUUCAAGCACUAGCCGGGAUUCCGUGAGAUCAAUCAAAUCGACCAACGAAGUGACAAUCCAGAGACCUCAGCGCUCCACCUCGCAAGCUCAGCGAUCUACAACGGAUACAGGGGGAGCUACACCCGAUUCAAGAGAAGAACGCAAAGCAAACGGGCGCAUUGUUGCAGUAUGUGUGGCGCUGUUUCUAAUAUUCCUGGUGCUGUACCACGCCUGGCUGCGGCGGACGGCCAUCGUAGCGGGUGUCAUGGUCCCGGUGCUCAUCAUGCUACUCUACACAGCCUGGGUCCUGUACUCGGCCCGGAGACACAAACGGAAAAUGAUGCUGUUGCGAAAUGCAGCAUCUUUGAAUUCGGUUAACUGUAUCGACAAAGAAUCCACUGCUAGCACAUCGGGAACUUCGGCUUAUCGCACUGGCAAAAAUAAUUCACACCAACAACAUCAUAGUUCAAUACGGUGCUCCAACAUCAAUGAACUAUCGCAAGGAACCGGCAAAGGACCCUCCAAGGACAUCAACGUUCGCAAGUACGAACUGGAAAAGUUACGAACGGCAUCCGCCUCUAACGGUAAACCACUGGCCAAAGUCCUCCCGAGACAACAAUCGUCGAUCACACCAAACAGUUUGAAGGAGUUCGCACUGCAGCAGCAGCGAAGAUUUUCACUGGACCCGACGAAUCCGACCCUGCAAUCCGUAUUGAAGGCGGAGUUUGAAAAGCAACGACAUCACGGGAGCAGUGGAAAAAUCAUCGAUAAAGCUGACGCCAAACAUGGCAAAAAGGUUACGAAGAGUAGUAAAGAAAGGAUCGAAGCCACACAUUGAAAAAAAUGUAUAUGUCUAAAAAUACGUUUAAUAUCUACAUA
Uranotaenia lowii is the source of this 1140-nucleotide messenger RNA. RefSeq lists its product as uncharacterized. The record is from RefSeq and is a predicted model, not a curated record. Bases 212 to 1099 code for a protein of 295 amino acids. The transcript is spliced from 3 exons. Lineage: Eukaryota; Metazoa; Arthropoda; Insecta; Diptera; Culicidae.